Prosopis cineraria is the source of this 2940-nucleotide messenger RNA. Its product is annotated as scarecrow-like protein 34. Gene Ontology annotation, biological process: regulation of DNA-templated transcription. The record is from RefSeq and is a predicted model, not a curated record. Bases 453 to 2801 code for a protein of 782 amino acids. The transcript has a single exon. Gene Ontology annotation, molecular function: sequence-specific DNA binding; DNA-binding transcription factor activity. Gene Ontology annotation, cellular component: nucleus. Lineage: Eukaryota; Viridiplantae; Streptophyta; Magnoliopsida; Fabales; Fabaceae.
GACCUUGUAAACUUGGAGCCAUGUUCUUUGAAAAUUCCGCUGUCAAAAUGAAAUGAAAGCCGGCCACUGCUACACCUCUCCCAAGUUGAAGCUCACCAUCUCAAACUGCCACCCACCCUCAUCUCCUGCCCCUUCCGUAUCACUUUUACUCUUUCUCUCUCCGGACUUCCAUCCAACGGUAGAUUGCAACCCGUCAAUGCUAAGAUUCAGGCCUAGAUGGAUUCGGCCCCCCAUUGAAUCAUUCUAGGUUCGUUCCAUAUUCCGUUCUAACCAUACUCGGCGUUUAUACUUUGUUAUUUUCCCCAUCCCUCUUCGCCUUUUGUCCAAUCCCUAGUCCUAUUCUGAAAUUCCCCUGUUUCGGUUCCUCAUUGGCUAUUUGAGGAUCUACGAGGGAUCUUGUGUGGCUAGUAGCCGCAACUUCCACGCCCGCUCUUGUCGCUACCUCUAGAUUUAUGGAUCCAAAUUUGCCUGGAACUCAUGAUUCCAUGAACGGACACAAAAUAGCUGACGGCACCGUCUUCUCUGAUACAAAUCAAUACCUAAAUCCAGGAGAUGAGUGGAAUCCUGACGAAGAUCAUCAGACCGUUCUUAAUUUCUACCGUGAUAUUUUUCAUCAACCUGAUGUGGGCCCCCUUAGUUAUGCUCCGCACACGAGCUUGGUUUCUGAAGAAGUGCCGCCGAAUCCAUCCCAGAGUGCGAGUCCUGUGGAAGGAGUGCCGCAUGCCCCUUAUUCAGCCGUGACCUCGGCUCCGGAUCCUUCUCUAGAAGACUACGAUUUUUCAGAAACCAUCAAGUACAUGAGCCAAGUUCUUAUGGAAGAGAACUUGGAACAGAAGCCAUGCAUGUUUUAUGAUCCACUCAGUCUAAAACUUACUGAGAAAUCAUUCUAUGAUGCUCUUAGAUACAACAACCCUCACUCCCCUAAUGAGCACCCUCUCCUUGACUUUGUUGAGAGCCCGGAUGGUCAUUCCUCUGGAACUACUACUGAUUCUAGUACUAGCGGUGGCGGCACCAGCACCAGCACCAACGACUUAGAAUUAAGGCCCUCUUCACCAGAGACCUCUGUUUUGGGGGAUCAUGUUUUCCAGUUCAAAUCGCAACCCGUGUCUCAGCAGUCCUCACAAUCUCCAAAUACUUUAACUAAUAUUAGUGAUGGACUGUUGAAUUUGGAUUCUUCUAUUACUCAGCUUUUGGCUCAAAAUAUCUUUAGUGAUGCAGACUCUGUCUCGCAAUUCAAUAGAGGUUUAGAGGAAGCUAGCAAAUUUCUUCCUAGAGGAGCUCAACUCGUCACGGGUCUGGAGAGCACCACAGUUUCUGUACAGUCAAAGGGAGUUGGAGAAAAGGCGACGCUGAAUAAAGAGAAAGAUGCUAGGGAGAAUUUACAUGGGUUAAAGGGUAGAAAGAAUCAUGACCGUGAUGGUAUUGUUGAUGAAGAAGAAGGGAGAAGCAACAAACAGUCAGCAGUGUAUGUUGAUGAGAGUGAAUUAUCGGAAAUGUUUGACAAAGUGUUGCUUAGCGUUGAGAAUGUUCCAUUAUGUGCUGAGCACGAAAGCUUGCACUCUGGAUCAGGGAAAGACGUGCAGCCAAAUGAUCAGGUUGUGGAACCAUCUGAUGGAGGGAAGACACGCUCUAAGAAACAAGGGAGCAAGAAGGAAACGGUGGAUUUGAGGACACUUUUGGUUUCAUGCGCACAAGCCGUGUCUGCCAACGAUAGCAGGACUGCUCAUGAAUUACUAAAACAGAUCAGGCAGCAUUCUUCUCCCUUCGGGGAUGCAUCUCAGAGGGUGGCUCAUUAUUUCGCGAAUGGCCUUGAGGCACGUUUGGUUGGUGGUGGUGCUGGAACUCAGCUUUUUUAUACUUCUCUGAGCUCCAAGAGGAUCUCUGCUGCUGAUAUUUUGAAAGCUUACCAAGUUUCAAUAUCUGCCUCACCUUUUAAGAAGUUUGCACAUUUCUUUGCAAUAAAGAUGAUUUUAAAAGCGGUUGAAAAGGCAGAAACCCUUCAUAUUAUUGAUUUUGGGAUCCUAUAUGGCUUUCAGUGGCCAAUGCUUAUCAAGUUUCUUUCAAUUAGAGCUGGUGGACCUCCCAAGCUACGCAUCACCGGAAUAGAAUUUCCCCAACCUGGCUUUCGUCCAGCAGAAAGAAUUGAGGAAACCGGUCGUCGUCUUGCUAACUAUUGCAGUCGUUUUAAUGUUCCCUUUGAGUACAAAGCUAUAGCAUCACAAAACUGGGAAACCAUCCAAAUUGAAGACCUUAAGAUUGAGAGGAAUGAGGUACUUGCUGUGAACUGCUUGGUGAGGUUUAAGAAUUUACUGGAUGAGACAAUUGAAGUGAAGAGUCCAAGGAAUGCAACUCUAAAUCUGAUAAGGCAGAUGAAACCGGAUCUUUUUAUUCAAUCCAUUCUUAAUGGAUCCUACAAUGCCCCUUUCUUUGUUACACGGUUCAGGGAGGCACUGUUCCAUUUCUCUGCAUUGUAUGAUAUGUUUGAUACUUUGAUACCCCGUGAAAAUCAAUGGAGGUUGAUGCUUGAGAAAGAAAUUUAUGGUCGGGAGGCUAUGAACGUUGUGGCAUGUGAAGGAUUAGAAAGGGUUGAGAGGCCUGAGACAUAUAAACAAUGGCAGGCCAGGGUUACAAGGGCAGGUUUCAAGCAGCUCCCACUGAAUAAGGAGCUUAUGGCCAAGUUCAGGGAAAAGAUGGAGGCAUGGUACCAUAAAGAUUUUGUGUUUGAUGAAGACAACAACUGGAUGCUUCAGGGCUGGAAGGGACGCAUUUUAUAUGCGUCAACUUGUUGGGUUCCAGCAUAAUACUGUGUGGCCUGUCUCAACUUGUGUUGCAAUUCAUGUAACAGAGUAUCAGUUAUCUCCUGUCCGUUCUACACUCAUAGUUCUGUUGAAGUUCUGCGCUAUAAAUAAAACUUGGUGGUUACUUCGGUUUAUGUUGCAA